CAUCUAUUUUCAAUUUCAAAAAAGUAUGUUUUCAUGGUCGAAGUAGGCCUUAAUUUAUAUUCAUGAUACACAGCACGGACUCCAACUUAUCCUACGAUUUGAUUUGCAUUAGGAUCAAAUUAUCUUGAAUAUAUGAUGGGAUCUUAUUUAUCAAGAUCUGUUUCUUUUCUUUUUUUUUUUUGAAAAAAAAAAGAAUUCAUUGGUCUUAAACAUAAAGGAUGUUGAUGUUGACAUAUUUUUUGGAAUAAAUUAAAAAGAAAAUUAAGACAGUUAAACUAGAAUGAAGGGAGUAAUUACUCGGUAUAAGUACAAAAUCAACGUCAGUCGAGCAGAAUAAUAGCGAGGAAAUCACAACUUUAUUUAAAAAUGGUGACAUAUAAAGAUAAUACUCUUUUCCUUUUAAUUAACUUGACUUACUUUUUUUAAUUUAAUUAAUUUAAAAAAUAAUAAUUAAUUUCUUUUUAGCAAUUUUUUAUUUUCGACUUACGUUUAAGAUCAUAAUUAAUAUUAUAUUAUAUUUAAUAUAUUUUUAAUUUAAAAUUAUAAAAUUUAAAAUCUUACUUUAAUUUCUUAAAAAUCAUAUCAAGUUGAAUCAAAGAGAGUAAAAACGUCGAGAGUAUAACUGAAGAGGCGUCCUCGGAUCGCAUGAGGCGGCUCCGCCGUUCCCAUUCAUACCCCAGUAUCCUCUCUCUAAUUUUCUACCACGUAUUGAGCCAACUUGGCGAUUUGUCAGCUAAUCUCCUCCCUCUUAUUUUGCACCAAAAAUUAACUCGUAAAUAAAAAAAAAAAACAGAGAGAUGGAAAAGAUGGACGACGAAAAGGGCCCAAUAAAUUUAAUUUGAGUGGCAAGAAACAACAAAAAUGAACCCCCCAAAAAAAGCUGGAUGGGAGUAAUGAUAAUUGGUGAUGAUACAAUAUAAGCAACUUCUACAUAUGUGAAAAAAUUUCGUUAGGGUUUUUUCUUCUGCAGGGAAAGAUGGGGAGAAGGAAGGUAGAAAUAAAGAGAAUUCAAGACAAAAAUUGCAGGCAAGUUGCUUUCUGUAAACGAAGAAAAGGUCUAUUGAAGAAAGCCAAAGAACUUUCCAUUCUUUGUGACGUUGAUGUUGGUGUUGUUAUCAUCUCCAACCGUGGCAGGCUUCACGAAUUCGCCAGCACUAACAG
Molecule: messenger RNA, 1161 nt
Organism: Capsicum annuum
Lineage: Eukaryota; Viridiplantae; Streptophyta; Magnoliopsida; Solanales; Solanaceae
Product: agamous-like MADS-box protein AGL70
Biological process (GO): positive regulation of transcription by RNA polymerase II
Cellular component (GO): nucleus
Molecular function (GO): RNA polymerase II cis-regulatory region sequence-specific DNA binding; DNA-binding transcription factor activity, RNA polymerase II-specific; protein dimerization activity
Source: RefSeq, a predicted model, not a curated record